AUGGCUUCGGCGCAACAUUCACCUAGGCACAGUUAUGAUUUCAGAUCUGAAGAAUCAAUUCGUUUAGGAAUCUCCAGUCCAAAACUAGCUAAUAUACAUCUUAGUAAAAAUUACGAUAGAAAGAUUAUUAUUUUAUUGAUCGUUGCUCCAAUUUGUAUUCUGUUAUUUACUUGUAUUCCAGUUUUUGUGGACUUUCAUGGUGUUGCUGCAGACAUAUAUCGGUUCUCGGAACCUAUAAUUUCACUUCCGUUGCAAUAUAUUAUUAUGACGACAUCCGAAGUGUUUAAUGAUCAAACACAAGAGGGUCGAAAUUUUAUAUCUGGUUUAACCGAACGUGAAUUUCUAAAUAUAUGGUUCUUGAUAGGCGCAGCACUUUAUGCACAAGGUGCCGGAAUGCAUUCGACAGCAAUUAUAGCCAAACACUCGAUCAAAGAUGUUAUCUCAGCACAUCCGGAAAUUGUACAACAAUAUCCUGUAAUUAAUGACGUCCUUUAUUAUUUUCGACAUGAUCUUGAACAUACUGCUGGACAUUAUAUAUACGCGGUAGGAUUUGUAAUAAUAACUUGGGCACAAAUUUUCGCAUAUCGUAGACAAAGACAUGAUGGAAUAGAUUCAUUAAAAGGAACACUAUGGUGGAUAGCAGGGGGAGUAUUAUUUGGGUUAUUACAUGGGCUAGUUGCAAUUGAAUUUCCCAGUGGACCUUUAGUAAUAUUAAUUUAUGUAUUACUAGUUGGAAGUUUUCUUGCACUUUACUUGUAUAGAUUUAAAAAUUUGUUUACUAAAGGAAGAAGAUUGGUAUUACAAUCUUAUUUAAUUGGUUAUACAGUAGCUCUUGUAAUUAUUUUAAUUUGGAUUGCUGCUGUACGUGGAAUUAAAGAUAGGAGUUCUGCUGGGUUAUUUGCUGAUUGA
Molecule: messenger RNA, 909 nt
Organism: Rhizophagus irregularis DAOM 181602=DAOM 197198
Lineage: Eukaryota; Fungi; Glomeromycota; Glomeromycetes; Glomerales; Glomeraceae
Source: RefSeq, a predicted model, not a curated record